This is a messenger RNA of Oldenlandia corymbosa var. corymbosa, 623 nucleotides long. Lineage: Eukaryota; Viridiplantae; Streptophyta; Magnoliopsida; Gentianales; Rubiaceae. The record is from the annotation of a GenBank genome assembly.
AUAGGCUCAAGAGUGAAUAUUAUCUCUCCAAUGGUUAGGCGCUCAACUUUCUUCGUUUUCUUCUUUCUUGUGAUUGCAGGGAAGUUGAUAGAGACAAAGGAUUCUUGCUCAUAUUUCGAUACAAUUGGUGGAGGAUGCCCGGACUUACGUGCAUGCGGUGAAACUUGUGAGCCGUGUUACCGCGGCAUCGGCGUAGUUCAAUUUUCCUGCGUUGCUCCGGGCGGAGGAAUACUCUUUUAUAGAUGUCGGUGUGAGUUCAAGAACGGGGCACCUUGUCCGCCCGUCGGACCGCCUACUUGUCCCGCCCCGGGCGGCGAUAAUGAUCGGCCAGAUGUCACGUAUUAUUAUCACCGCGAUGAUGAACAGAAGAAUGUCACGGCUGAUCUUACGACAAUUGCAAUGCAAUUUCCUUAAUAUAAUCAUCCAUUUAUAAAUAGAGAUAACAAAAUUAAUGCUCAAUAUAUAUUUUGAGUUUCAUUAUAUUUGCCAUUUUUUUAGUCACUACAAAUCCCUCCACAUUAUAACUAGUUGUGUACUCCACACACAGUUUUUAUUUAUCUUUUAUCAACAACUUACAAGUUGUUAUGUGUUACAAGGAAUGUAACAAAAAUAUUGAAUCAUUA